UUUGGUCGCGCUGGCAGUUGAAGGGAGUGUCUCUCCCCAUUUUGGACGCUUCGGCCGUCUGUGGCCCAGCUGGUUGCGGAUUGAUUUCCUUGUGUCCUGUGCCUGGUACACUGUUAGCCUUGAGGGGAGCGAGGCGCACAUUCUAGGAGACAAAGGAAACUGGGAUGUGAAACUGUCUGGCACCGUCAUAUCUUCGCGAUCACAAGAACGUGACGUCAGAAUUCGCGUACGAGUGAACGUCUCAUCAUUUUUUGGCCACAUUCUAAAUUGGAAACCGUAUUUACCAUCAACCAGACACUUGCAUGGAGACAUUCUAGUUUGUCGGUGGGGCACAUGGAGUCUCCUCAGGUAGAAGGGAGCCUUCGUGAAUCAUGGAUUUGUAAAAGAGGUGUGAGUGGAUCAGUAACUGACAGCACUUCAAGUGCCUCCUCAGUAAAUAUGUCAGAAGCUAGUGGAAGCAGCUCAUCUCAGAGCAGACCAGGCCCUCUGCCCACCAAGCGAACAUUAUCAGAACCUACGAGUGUGAGACAAAUGGGCCCAUCACCAGUGAAGCGUCAGUAUCAAGCGUCAAACAUGCAAGGAUCUGAUGAUUUACAACUGAAGGAACUGGACCGUCUUGAGAAGAAGGAAGCCUCCCUAGUCAAUCAGUUGCUCCAUCAACUCCAAAUACUUCACAAGAGGUGCAAUGAAGAACGUCAUCAAAUUGUGGAAGAACAGCGUCACCUAGCUGAACGCCUUGAACUAAUUGAUGCCAAUGAAAAGGCCGAGGAACAGGCAGUGAGAGAGAAGAACGAAAGGAAGCUUGAGAGAGUUCGCUUAGAACUGUUCCAACUGAGACAGAAAAUGUCCCUUGAAGGGUCCUCAUCAAAUAGUUCUGAAAUGAGCAGCUCAGUUUCAAUGGCCUCCCCUUCUACAUCUGGCGGACAAUUGGACCUUAGUAAUGUCUCGGAUAUCCGCCGCCGCCUGGGCAGCUUGGACCGACAAAGACAGACUCUCCUUGAACAGCUGUAUGCUGCAAUAGGUUCACUAAAUCAAGAGGCCAGCCACUUGGUGGACGUGCAGCUGCACACCUGCGCUCCUGCCAGGGAGGUGGCAGGCAGCUCUACUGUAACUGAGCGUGGCCUGCCUACAUCCCAACAAUCUGAGAUUGCAGAGUCUAAUGAGCAAGCUCAAUCUAAUGGGGAAGAAGAUUCAGAAAUCACCUCCUCAAGUGAUGUUCUUACUCCUCAGAAUGUGGAAAUUUUAUCAGAACAUGCUUCAGGAAUCCAAGAAAGUUCAAGAAACCAGACAUCGGAAGCCAAUGAGGAAGUGGAACCUGAAAUCGCGGACGAAGACGAAGACGAAGGGCCUUCUCAAAUCAUCACUGAAAAGAGUGAAACUCUGGAAGUGGAAGCAUCGCCAGAAGAGGAGGACAAGAAGAAAGAAGAGAAGGAAAAGGAUCUCGCCCUGCUGAAGCUCAAAAACAUUGGAUCUCUUGUGGAAGAAGAACUUCAAUGCAGCAUUUGCAAUGAGCUCCUUGUAGCCGCUGUCACAAUCAACUGUGCCCACAGUUUUUGCAAACAUUGCCUUGGUGAAUGGAAGAAGCAGCGUGCAGAAUGCCCCAUGUGUCGCAUGCCUAUCACAGCAGAGCAUCGCUCUGUAACUUUGGACUCCCUCAUCAGCACCAUGGUGGGCCAGCUAAGCCUGGAGCUUCAACAAAGGCACAAGGAAGUUCUUGAGGAGCGAGCUGCGCUGGAGGCGGCGGCAGCAGUGGCGGCCAGCUCCUCCGCGUCGUCCUCCUCGUCCAGCAGCAGGCAGGACGGCGGCGGCAGCAGCAGCAGCUCGGGGCGGUCGCGGCACCACAACUACAACUACAACAACAACCACUGGCAGCCCCUGCCCCCUCCCCACCACCACCACCACCACCAUCACCACCACAACGGCUUCGUGGCCCACUACCCGCCGCACGCCCACAGCCACACCCCGCACGCCCACAGCCACACGCACAACCACGUCCACAACCACGCUCCCCACGCCCACAGCGCGCACAGCGCCCACAGCCACCCGCCCCACGCGCACGUCCACCCCCCGCUGUCCCAGCCGCCCUACCACCACGGCCUUCCCUCCCUGGCGGCGCCCACCCCCCGCCACACCACCCCGCCGCCUCCCCGCGCGCCCCUGGCCCUAUCUGGGCACGGGCCGCACUCCCUGGCCCUGUCUGCCUCCAGCCUGCAGGGCCUGCAGGGCAUGGCGGGGAGCUCGCAGGGCAGCUCCCAGGGCCUGGGGCUGGGCCUGGGCCCCCAGGGCUCCCAGGGGGGUCCUCAGGCCCUUCCGGGCAGCUCCCAGGGACAGCAGGGCUCCCAGCAGGGCCAGGGGCAGCCUCAUGACGGCAGGGCGCGCCGCAGGCACCUAGGCCGCACGCCCGGGCUGGUCUCCUCGGCAAGCUCACCCGGCAGUUCCACCGAGGAGCCAAGUGACUCGACGAGCAGCUACUCCAGCACUGGUGCUUUCUCGUCCACCUCGGAGAGGACCUGGUUCGAGUCAGACUACGGGGAGUACGAUGACGACGAGAAUGAAGCAGAGCCCCCGAUUGUCCCCGGCAUCCCUGGUCGCUACUACGGGGGCUACGGCGUGUGCUUCUACUGCAAUCAACGUGGCCAUUGGUCAAACGGCUGCCCGGUCCGCUUUGGAUUCUAAUUUGUCGUCACUCUUUUUAACAUGUGUAAAAUCUCCUGCACGUCAGCUUGCAUCACCGUUUUUGAAAGUUUUAUGCAUUUUGUGCUUUUGUAUAGAUAGCUUAGAACUUUAAGCGUCAAUAUUUUAAAGGGCCAUUGGAAGUUUUCUUGUCAUAUUUAAGUUGCACUGUAAGUUUUAACUGUUUAAUGAUAAGUAGUUUUAUAUUUUCAAUCAAGUAGGGAUGUAAUGUAUUUCUAUAUCGCGCCAGUUGAAGUCAUUGUCAAACUUGUUUAACUUUGUUGCUGUUCUUGAUUUGUACUGUAGAUACAUUUUUAUUCCAUUUUCUGCAUCAAUGUUUCUCACUGCAAGUAAUUCAAUAUUUUUUUAUCUACAUCCCAUUUGUUGCAAUUGUUGUUUUGUGUUGAGCUGUUUCAUAGUUGCGAUACUAGUGAUAUGUUUGCGGAGUUUAAUUCGUGUUUCAUAUUAUUUUAAAGUUUAAUGAUAUUCAAAAAUCUUGUGAUUGUGUGGUGGUGUUUGAAUCAUUAAUGUACCUUUGUAGAUGAUUGUCUUGUGAUUUGAAUGUGGUUGAUUCGUGCUGUGCUGAAUUGAUUAGAAAUAGACUCUUGUAUUUUAUUCGAGUUUUUUGUAUAAUUGUUAGAUUUUAUGAGGAAGAUUAAUUGCAAUGUUGCUUAGUAUUAAUUAAUUUAAACAUUAAUUUGUUUACAUAAAUUUUUUUGAAUGUACUUGGACCAGUUUUCUGUUCAUCAAAAUCUUCAACUUAUUCCAUUUGAGGUGUCCUAAGUUAUGUCAUGUAAAUGUUACCAUCUACUCUGAAGGCUUUCUGUUGCAAUUGCAAUCAAUGCUCACUUAGUCUUGGACAAUUCUGUUCAGUACUUUAUCGCAGCUCAGCUUAGUUAACUAUUGUCACAGUGUGUAGGCCAAUACUGUAAGUAGAUUGGAUUUCCCUUGUGUGGAAUAGUUGUUCUAAUUUUCUUUCCUUUUGUCUCAGUACCAUGACCAUUUUUUUUAAGCUACUGUAACUUAACUCAAGACUGAUCCAGGUGGUUUGGAUGUCAUGUCAUAGUCUUUGCCAUUGUGGUCAUUUGCAUAUAAUUACUCGGCUGAGAGCUCAGAGCCUCAAGUGCAGUCUAGUUUUAGAGGUGCUUACUUUCCUCAAAAAUACAAAUGUCUCAGACCAAAGGGAGGAGUCCAUCAGAUUUGUGACCAAAGAAAUUCAACAAGUUGUAGUUACAAGUCUCUCAUGACACAGUCAAAUUUUCUUUCUGAUAGACGACAUUGCGUAACUUUAUUUAUUUCUUGUGCCUCAAACAAAGCUUGACUAAUCAUAAAGCUUUGAAAGAAGUUAAAAUGUCAACCCAUGCACACAAUAGUUUAAGAUUAUUAUUUAGCUCAUCCAGCCUACUUUGCAAUGUGACCUUCUCAUUAAAGGUGGCCUUCUAUAUGUGUUACAAAACAUACUAGAUGCUUUCUUCUACAAAGGUUUCCAUGAUAUUGAGACCUAUGAAUAUUUUAUCAAUUACUAGAAAAGAGUACUUUGGGUUCUUUGAUGCCCCCUCCACCCAUUUUUUUUUGGAAACGCUUAAGUGGUUUAAAUCUAAGAUCUCUGUCAAAAUUUUGAAAUUGUGAUCUGCUUUUAGUCAUGCUAGAUGGUUAAUUAUAUUGUAUAGCCAUAUUUUGUAUAUGUUCUUAAAGUUGUAUUUUUGAAUCACCAUCAAGGAAUGAUGUUUUAGCUUUCCAAAUCUAAGAAGUAAGGAAUUUCAUCUAUGGUUUCCUCCAGAGCAAUGUGUUUUUAUGUUCAAAUUUUAGGGCCAAAUAGUGAGAUUUGUAAAACUUUUGCCUGCAGUCUUUGGGUGUAUAUUUCUGCAUUAUCAAAUUUUAGAGGCUGCAUUUCAUUGCUUUCACUGACAACCUUAUCAUAAACAUGCCAUUACUGUUUGGUGUGGACUUGAGCAAUGUCCAAGGGCUUAUGUGAUCUGAAUUUAAGCCUGCCUCGUAAACUGGUACAUCUAAGGCCUUACUGUUGAAUUUAAGUGUAGGUUCCCCAUAGAGCAAGGUAGAAUUUGUGAUUAUCUCAAAGUAGCAGCACUUGUUCGGUCUAUUAUCCAGUGGUGAGGUAUGAUUCUUUAGCUCUAUGUUGGCUGCUUUCUGCCUGUCACAAACUGCAUUAAAUCAAAGAAUUCAUCCAUCAGAAUUUGACAUAUUGUAGUCGCAUAUAUCUGUCUUUUUGUUUUGGGUAUGUGCCUCUUUUUCUGGUGCAAAACUUAAUUGCACAUAGUUUUAAAGAAUAUGUGAUAAGGUAUUUGGUGACAGUGGUACUUUUUAUCAAAAGGACAUCUGUAUCUAUUAAUUUAAAGCUGUCUUUAUAUCUAACUCCACGAAAUUUGAUUAAGUACCUCUUGAGCAAAGGUCUUUUAGCAAAGAAUUUAUUAUUUGCUACAGUGCAUUUUCUUUGGGUAGGUUAAUUAUUGUAAAUUUGAUUUGGAUUUGGAUUGGGUUUGGUUCAGGUCUAUCCUCUUGAUAAAUCCUAACCAUUCCCCUUGUUAUAUUUCAUUUCUGUCUCUCUUCUUACUUUCUUCUUGGUGCUAAACAUCAUUGAAAGGAAUUGUUAUAAGUUUGUUAUCUAUGUAUUUUUUGAUUUGAGAUUUGAAUGGUAGUUAUCCUGGCAAAUUUGUCAACUACACACGUUUUUAUGUUACAAUGCUUUUUUUUUCACUAAUGUUUUAAUUCAAUUUUAAUUUAAUGAUUUUUGCUUUCAAAACCUUUUGCUAUUCUUAUAUGAUGGGCAUCAAAGAAUCCUUCCUUGCUCAUGUUUGGAGUAGAACCAUUCAUCUCAUAUUAUUUUGUAAGAAAAAGUCUCUCUGCUUCUUUGGAAACAUAGGCGGUUUUGUGAGGACAGUCAAUUGGAGCCCAGGCGUUGUGAAAUACAUUAGGCAGCUAAAACUUUGGCCCUGGGUGUGGAAAUAUCUCUGGUGUUGUCGGAUCUGUCAUGAUGGUACUCAACUCUUGUUUAACUAGUAGGUUCCAGUUGACUCUGUGAUUUCUCAGGGAUUUAGCAUCCUUACCUCUUAUUUUUCAAGACGUUAUCUGUCCUAAGAUAUAGUGAUAAAAUUAUUGAUGCCAAUUAUGAAAGCACAUUGUGGAAAUUUCAUGCAGUGUAAAUUUAGACAAUAACUGUUUUGCUUGAAUUAAUUCAAUCUUGCAUGGUAUAUUAGAAUUUAUAUCGUUAGGCCCUUCCUUCUCCUGUGAGAUCAUGUAUUGGAGGAACUCUUUUACAAUGUUGAGCCUAAAAAUCACUGUAAAUUUAGUUGUGGUGCAACAGUUAAACUUCACUUACAACUGCAUGCUUUUGCCAUAGUGACUAUGUUAGUCGUAUUUCUUUUAUGUAAUGUUCAUGGUCUACCAUGUGCGAUUUUGUGAACUUUGUGUGAUAUAGUGUAACAGGUCAAAAUAUAUCAUUUCCCUUGGUCAA
This is a messenger RNA of Thrips palmi, 6145 nucleotides long. Its product is annotated as ERC protein 2-like. The transcript is spliced from 11 exons. Gene Ontology annotation, cellular component: ubiquitin ligase complex; site of double-strand break; nucleus. Bases 334 to 2676 code for a protein of 780 amino acids. Lineage: Eukaryota; Metazoa; Arthropoda; Insecta; Thysanoptera; Thripidae. Gene Ontology annotation, biological process: ubiquitin-dependent protein catabolic process; protein K48-linked ubiquitination; double-strand break repair. The record is from RefSeq and is a predicted model, not a curated record. Gene Ontology annotation, molecular function: histone binding; nucleic acid binding; ubiquitin protein ligase activity.